AAGAAAAUGCAUCGAAAAUAACUUUAACGAAAUUAUUGGGGGAGAAGGAAUGUAAUCUAAGAAAUUGGCUAACAGUUUUUGAUAUUUCAUAUUUGCCCAAAAGUUUUAUUCAAGGCCAAGACUCCGUGUAAAAAAGGUUUGGAUUUGGGAGCUACUUUUUUCAUCUCUGUGAGUUUCCCCGUUUCACCGUUCACGUUUAGACCACCACCACCGUCACCAUCCCGCCACCGCGUCUGCGACGGUCACCGACUUGGCAGACCAAGCUCAAUUUGGAAUAUUCACUUCGUAAAUCAAAUCCUUACCUCCUCCGUGAUCGCGAAACAAGCAUGAUUCACUUUGUUCUUCUGAUAAGCCGGCAAGGAAAAGUGAGAUUGACCAAAUGGUAUUCACCCUACUCUCAGAAGGAAAGAACUAAGGUAAUCCGAGAACUUAGUGGUUCGAUUCUCACUCGUGGCCCCAAGCUUUGCAACUUUGUAGAGUGGAGAGGUUAUAAAGUUGUAUACAAAAGAUAUGCCAGCCUGUAUUUCUGCAUGUGCAUCGAUCAGGAUGACAAUGAGUUGGAGAUUCUUGAAAUUAUUCAUCAUUUCGUUGAGAUUCUAGAUCGCUAUUUUGGAAGUGUUUGUGAGCUGGAUUUGAUCUUCAAUUUCCACAAGGCUUAUUACAUAUUGGAUGAAUUAUUAAUUGCUGGUGAACUCCAAGAAUCUAGCAAGAAAACUGUUGCACGCCUAAUAGCUGCCCAGGAUUCUUUGGUGGAGGCUGCAAAAGAGCAGGCAAGUUCUAUCAGUAAUAUGAUUGCUCAGGCGACCAAGUAAGCAUUGCCUCCAUUGCGAGUUAUUUGGGCUGCCUAUAAGUAAGGUUGCUGAAGAAGAUGGAUGUUGUCCUUACUCCUUACUAUAUGUACGAGUGAUCAAAUGCAGUUCUGGUCCAGCUCAAUUGUAUGGAUCUUUUGUUGUAACUAGGUAGUGGGAUCAGCUAUGUCUGCUUAUUCCUUUUUUUUUUUUUUUUUUAAUAAUUUUUAAUUUUUAAAUGCAAUAUGUUUUGGAUAAGAAUUGCAUAAAAGUACAAGAAUGAGCGAACAAUUUACAUGAAACCCAUGAUACACCUCUUUUAGAUUGUUGUCUUUUGGACCAAUCUCGUGGUUUACUAUCUUCCACUUCUACUAUUCCAUCCUCUCUCUGAU
This is a messenger RNA of Oldenlandia corymbosa var. corymbosa, 1180 nucleotides long. Lineage: Eukaryota; Viridiplantae; Streptophyta; Magnoliopsida; Gentianales; Rubiaceae. The record is from the annotation of a GenBank genome assembly.